Molecule: messenger RNA, 1149 nt
Organism: Westerdykella ornata
Lineage: Eukaryota; Fungi; Ascomycota; Dothideomycetes; Pleosporales; Sporormiaceae
Exons: 3
Coding region: 1-1149 (382 amino acids)
Source: RefSeq, a predicted model, not a curated record
AUGUACGAACGCAUCCUGGACCUACUCCCUCGUCAGGCAUCAGGCAACAUAACCUGUCCGGCGACUCCGAAUCCGAUGCCAAAAGCAGCAGCGUUCCCGUCUCAGAAGACCAUGCCUGAUCCGUUUCUGUACCUCGACGGCAAAACCCGUGUUAAGAGCAAGGAGGAAUGGUAUCAAUGCCGGCAACCAGAGAUACUAAAGGUCCUGCAAGAAUAUCAAUACGGAUACUAUCCGGAUCAUUCACUUGAGACUGUCACGGCAACGAGGAGUGGUAAUAAGCUGGACGUCACUGUGGCGGCAGGAGGGAAGACGGCUACGAUAUCGGCGACAUUGAACUUACCCUCUGGCAGUGGGCCGUUCCCUGUGGUCGUUGCUAUCGGUGGAAUCGACAACAAGGUUUACACGAACGCCGGCAUUGCCGUGGUAACGUUUGACUAUUCCCGUGUUGCAGCUGACAGGAAUUCGAAAACCGGCGCGUUUUGGACGCUUUACGACGGGAGAGACAUUGGUGUCCUCACUGCCUGGGCAUGGGGCUUCCAUCGUGUGCUCGACGGCAUCCAACUCAAAGUCCCAGAGAUUGACGCCAAGAAGUCCGGUGUCACUGGGUGCUCGAGACUUGGAAAGGCGGCUUUGGCCGCUGGAUUGUUUGAUAAGCGCAUCACGGUGACGAUGCCCAUGUGUUCGGGCAUCCAAGGUGCAGGGCCUUAUCGAUACAGUCUUUCAGGCCAGGGCGAGAAUUUGGAGAAUUCGGCACGAGCGGGUUGGUGGACCUCCUCUGGGAUAUCGCAAUUCGUCGGGAAGUCCACUAAGCUCCCCUUUGACGCCCACACCAUAGUGGCUGCCAUCGCACCUCGUGCUGUCAUCUUGGAAGGCAACUCCGGCGAUCAAUUUACGGAUACCAAGGGCACCGCCACCAUCACCUUCCCCGCCGCGAAAUCAGUGUAUAACUGGUUAGGUGUUGGAGAUCAGCUGGGUAUGGCAAUCCCAAGUGGUGGCCAUUGCGCCAUGAACGCCUACUCGGAUGUACUGCCUUUCGUACAGAAGGUUCUCCAGGGAAAGCAAACAAGCAGGAAUUUCGAUGAUCUGGGAAGCUGGAAGGCAAUGACAGAGGCAUAUCCUUGGGCAGCCGAUCUGCCUAAAGGGCAAUAG